GUACGAAUGAAUAUUAUAAAUUUUAUUCAUGUUUUAUACUUUUAAGUCAAAAAAAUACUAAUUUAGUUAUAAUCAAAAAAAUAGGAGUUGAUAUUGCUUUCAAAAAACUUCAUCAAUUUCUUAAAAUUGAACAUUAUCUAUAUAUCGGAGCGUUUUUUAAGAUAGUGAUUUUAACGGCUAUCAGAUUAAUUUAUACAUGACCCAAAUAUUUCACGUCCAUACUAUGCAGCGACCAUACCGUGCUACCGUUGUUUUUGCAAAGAGCAAAUGACUUUUUAUAAGUCAUAAUUUGAAAUUCGUAGCAAAUAUGAUCCAGAUUUUGUUUUUACUAAUCGAUUAUUGUAACCAAGAAAUUGUCAUUAGUUAUUCAGAAUAUAACACUUAGUAUAAAAAUGAAGAAUUGGCAAAUUAUAUCUGUUCUGCUGAUAAUAUCGUGUUUGAUAUUUAACAAAGCAAUUCAAUAUGAAAAUUCGAAUGAAGAACAGACAUGCCAAUUGAAAAAAGAUAUAACGACAAAAGUUUUAGAAAAUGAAAAUUUGGAAUUGUUAAAAUAUGCUUUUGAAAAUGGAUGUAAACGGGAUGUUAAUACAGCAACAAAUGCGGCUGCUAAUGGAUAUUUAGAAUGUUUAAAAUAUGCACAUGAAAAUGAAUGUCCUUGGGAUGAAAGCACAACAGAAGCAGCUGCUUCUAGUGGUAAUUUAGAAUGCUUGAAAUAUGCUUUUGAAAAUGGCUGCAAAUGGGAUGAACGUACAACUACUGCAGCUGCCAAAAAAGGUGAUUUAAAUAUUUUAAAAUAUGCACAUGAAAAUGAAUGUCCUUGGGAUGAAAGCACAACAGAAGCAGCUGCUUCUAGUGGUAAUUUAGAAUGCUUGAAAUAUGCUUUUGAAAAUGGCUGCAAGUGGGAUGGACGUACAACUACUGCAGCUGCUGAAGAAGGUGAUUUAAAUAUUUUAAAAUAUGCACAUGAAAAUGAAUGUCCUUGGGAUGAAAUCACAACAGAAGCAGCUGCUUCUAGUGGUAAUUUAGAAUGCUUGAAAUAUGCUUUUGAAAAUGGCUGCAAGUGGGAUGGACGUACAACUACUGCAGCUGCUGAAGAAGGUGAUUUAAGUAUUUUAAAAUAUGCACAUGAAAAUGAAUGUCCUUGGGAUGAAAUCACAACAGAAGCAGCUGCUUCUAGUGGUAAUUUAGAAUGCUUGAAAUAUGCUUUUGAAAAUGGCUGCAAGUGGGAUGGACGUACAACUACUGCAGCUGCUGAAGAAGGUAAUUUAAGUAUUUUAAAAUAUGCACAUGAAAAUGAAUGUCCUUGGGAUGAAAUCACAACAGAAGCAGCUGCUUCUAGUGGUAAUUUAGAAUGCUUGAAAUAUGCUUUUGAAAAUGGCUGCAAGUGGGAUGAACGUACAACUACUGCAGCUGCUGAAGAAGGUGAUUUAAAUAUUUUAAAAUAUGCACAUGAAAAUGAAUGUCCUUGGGAUGAAAUCACAACAGAAGCAGCUGCUUCUAGUGGUAAUUUAGAAUGCUUGAAAUAUGCUUUUGAAAAUGGCUGCAAGUGGGAUGUAAGUAUUAUUGCGAAUAAUGCUAUAAUUAGUGGUAAUCUACAAAUAUUAAAAUAUGCACACCAAAAUGGAUAUGAAUUCAAUGAACAUACAACUAAUUUUGUUGCCAGUAUUGGUUAUUUAGACAUUAUAGAAUAUGUCCUUGAAAACGGAUAUGCAUGUAAUAUAACUACAACUUAUAAGGCUGCAAGAAGUGGUAAUCUUCAAAGCUUAAAAUAUUUACAUGAAAAUAGAUGUCCAUGGGAUGAAAGUAUAACAAAAAUCGCUGCUUAUUUAGGACAUUUUAAAUGCUUAGAAUAUGCUCAUGAAAAUGGAUGUCCAUGGGAUGAAAGUACAACUACUGCGGCAGCUAAGAGAGGUUACUUAAAAAUUUUAAAAUAUGCUCAUGAAAAUAAAUGUCCGUGGGAUGAAAGCACAAUAUACGAAGCAGCCCUUUAUGGUAGAUUUGAAUGCUUACAAUAUGCUUAUGAAAAUGGCUGUAAAUGGCAUGAAAGUACUACUGCUGUAGUUGCUAAAAGAGGGGAUUUAAAAAUGUUAAAAUAUGCACAUGAAAAUGAAUGUCCAUGGGAUGGUAGCACAACAAAAAUAGCUGCAAUUUAUGGUAAUUUUAAAUGCUUAGAAUAUGCACAUAAAAAUGGCUGUCCAUGGGAUGAAUAUACAACAUAUGUGGCUGCCAUAAAAGGCCAUUUAAAUAUUUUAAUAUAUGCUUAUGAAAAUAAAUUUUCAUGGGAUGAAAGCAUAACAGAAGCUGCUGCUUCAAGUGGUAAUUUAGAAUGUUUACAAUAUAUAUUUGAACAUGGCUGUAAAUGGGAUGAACGUACAACUACUAUAGCUGCUAUGACUGGAGAUUUAGAUAUUUUAAAGUAUGCACAUGAAAAUGAAUGUCCGUGGGAUGAAAGCACAACAGAAGCAGCUGCUUCUAGUGGUAAUUUAGAAUGCUUGAAAUAUGCUUUUGAAAAUGGCUGUAAAUGGAAUCAAAAUAUCAUGAGAAGUGCAAUUGUGAAGGGCAAUCUAGACAUAAUAAAAUAUGUUUACGAAAAUGGAUGUAUGUUGUAUGAAGGAGCUCUGCGUGAAGCUGCUGCAAAAGGUAAUUUGGAAUUUUUGAAAUAUGCACAUAAAAAUGGUUGCAAAUGGGAUGAAGGCACAACUCGAGCUGCCGCUAACCGUGGUUGUUUUGAAUGUUUAAAGUAUGCCCACGAAAAUGGAUGUACUUGGGAUGACGGGACAACUAAUGCCGCUGCAGCGAGUGGCUGUUUAGACUGUUUGAAAUAUGCUCACGAUAAGAAAUGUAAUUGGGAUAAAGAUACAAUAGCUGUAGCAUCUUUGCAUGGUAAUUUAGAUUGCCUAAUAUAUGCCCGUGAACAUGGAUGUCAUUGGGUGGAAGGUACUAUGAGAGGGGCGGCAGCAAAUGGACAUUUAGAUUGUCUAAAAUAUGCUCAUGAAAAUGGGUGUCUGUGGGACGAAGGCACAACAAGGGAAGCAGCUGCUAGUAAUUUUAUUAACUGUUUCGUAUUUGCACAUAAAAAUGGUUGUAAAUGGGAUGAAGGAACUAAGAGUGGAGCUGCUGCAAAUGGCAAUUUAGACUGCCUUAAAUAUGCUCAUGAAAAUGGAUGUGAGUGGGAUAAAAGCACAACAAGACUUGCUGCUACAAAUGGAGAAUUUCGUUGUCUAAUUUAUGCUCAUGAAAAUAAUUGUCCUUGGAGUAGCGGAACAAUUUCUGAAGCUACUCUAAAUGGUUAUACUAAUAUUAUUAACUAUGCAACUAACAAUGGCUGUCUUAAUUAAUAUUCUGUUGAAAUAUCGUAAUUUUUAUUGUUUUAAAUCAUGUCUAUUAUAUUAUUAAUAAAUGAAAUUAAUAGGAAUCAAUUUAUUCAAUAUUAACAUUUUACCAGAAUGAAAUUAUAAAAUAAAACUCAAUAUUACAGUUUUUUAAAUUAUUAUUUAAGUUGUGUAUGACAAUUAAUCACUUUUUAUAUUGGGUUUGUUGUUACAUAUACAUAUAUAUCGAUAUGGGUUUAUAAUGGUAAUAUGGUAAUAUGACAAGGUCGCAUUGCACUUCCGGCUUUACUGCUGAAUGGCAACUGCAACACAGCUGCCUCUCCUUGUCUGACAGGUCACGCGACGCUGAGUGACUUUGGGAGACGUGAACCGGUCCGGCGAUGCAUACAUUUUUCUUCGCAACAUAAUUAACACUUACAACUUCCUUCCGGAAAUAAAAUAAUAAAAAGGUAUCUGACUACUGAUUCAGUGGUCAGUGUUCAAUCAGUGAAUGUUACAUUAUAAUCGUUAUAACUUUGACUCUUCCUGACAACACUUAUCAGAAUUUAAUAUGGUUAAAUUAUUUUAACUCAAUUACUAAAAGUUAUUUUAUAAUAACACUUCAUCUAAUAAAAUCAAAACAUUUUGAUGUUGAUUUAACACUCGUCGAGUUAGCAUCUCAAUUAAUAACAGUGUUUAAAUCAAAACAGUUCUAAUAUUAUAGAUUGGCAUAUAGUAUUUUAUAUUACAAUAACAAUUCUAAUAUUCACGUUUAUAUUUAAUUUUUUGAGGGCUAAUAUUUACUUGUGUUCAUAUCAAAUAGUAUGUAUUUACAGUGACUAACGAGAAGUGUCAAUAUAAAUGAAAAUAACUAUAAACUUGAAAUUUUCGCUUCAACGUCCCUAUUAAUUGUUAAAACAAUACCGAGAUUUCUAUAUGUGUAUAAUAAUUAGUGACAUUAUCUAAAUAAUUAAUUUUUUAACACUUUACUAGAUUAAAUUUUAAAAAAUGUACUAAUACAUGAUUUUUUUAUUUAAAAAUAUCUUAUGGUAUGUGAGCGAAACAGAUAAUAAAUAUUUCUCAUGGAGAAAAUGGUGCGGCUUGUCAUAGAAAUAAAACGUAUAUCCUUGGUCAAAAAUCAAGAAAUAUCAACGAAAUUUUCAGAGCACCAUAGGAUUUUUUUAGGUACGACUGGUAAAAUUUUAAGUUUUAAAUUGAAAAACGCUGGCGAAAAUAAGCGUUUUUGAUAAAAUUAUGAAACGCCUCACUGUGUAAAAAAAUAUUUUCUCAUCUUUGAAAUUAAAUUUCCUAGAAUAACGUUGUGGAGCUAUUUCAUUAAAAAAAAAAAUUUGAAUUAGUUAAUACAAUAUUUGAUAUGAGAUAAACAAUUAUUUAAAUUGUCUUGUUAUGCUAACUUAUUGAUAACACUCCGUGUUUGAUCAUUAAUUACACAUUUGGCAUAAUUUUCAUGCUCGUACAAAAAUUGUAUAAUUUUUCAUUAAAGU
Molecule: messenger RNA, 4816 nt
Organism: Daktulosphaira vitifoliae (grape phylloxera)
Lineage: Eukaryota; Metazoa; Arthropoda; Insecta; Hemiptera; Phylloxeridae
Exons: 5
Coding region: 393-3338 (981 amino acids)
Molecular function (GO): protein binding
Source: RefSeq, a predicted model, not a curated record